This is a messenger RNA of Camponotus floridanus (Florida carpenter ant), 2259 nucleotides long. Its product is annotated as putative fatty acyl-CoA reductase CG5065. The record is from RefSeq and is a predicted model, not a curated record. The transcript is spliced from 7 exons. Gene Ontology annotation, cellular component: peroxisome. Lineage: Eukaryota; Metazoa; Arthropoda; Insecta; Hymenoptera; Formicidae. Gene Ontology annotation, molecular function: alcohol-forming very long-chain fatty acyl-CoA reductase (NADP+) activity. Gene Ontology annotation, biological process: long-chain fatty-acyl-CoA metabolic process. Bases 448 to 1953 code for a protein of 501 amino acids.
AAGAAAAACUGAAGCCUCCUCAUACGAGAUGAUUGAGAGGAAUGGGACUCACUCCCAUCGCUAAAUUAUACGAAGGAGGAGAGGGAAGUAAGAGGAAAUUUGCGAGACCCUGAGAGAACUCGCUGCCGCCCUCGAGUCUACUGAACCUUUACUGGACGAAGGCAAAAUUACAAGAAAGUCUCAGGAAUGACCACGCCAUCAACCGUAUAACAGGGAUAAAGCUAUGGUCUUGUCGUAUUAGCAUUCAGUCUGUUCCAACAGUUCUUACGAUAUGGAACAAUAAGAGAAAAUUCUCUUCCAAGUGGCAUUUAACUCUUCCCAAUAGUGUUCGCUCUUUCAGUGUAAAAUAUUUUAAAAAUUCGGAUCAUUGAAUUUCUCCCUGCCUGGUCUCGCUGAAAAAUUUUUGCGAAUUUUCCAAGACGCUCAAUAUAGUAACUUUUUCGAAAAAUGGCCACAAAAUCGAUACCUGACUGGUUUUCCAAGAAAAAUAUUCUCAUCACAGGAAGUACCGGAUUCAUGGGAAAAGUUUUAAUCUCGAAACUACUACUUAGCUGUCCCGAUAUUGGUGAUAUGUUUUUAUUAAUCAGAAGAAAGAAAGGCAUUGACUCGCAAGCAAGGUUACAUCUCAUAUUACAGCAAGAGCCGUUUAGGAUCCUCAGAGAAAAAUAUCCAGAACGACUAAAGAAAUUGAUACCAAUCAAUGGUGAUAUGAUCGUGGACGGACUCUCUUUAUCCGACACGGACAAGGAACGUCUCACGAGCAAAGUUUCUAUCGUCUUUAACAUGGCUGCUAAUGUCAGGUUCGAUCUAUCGUUGAAAAUUGCAGUCAAGACUAAUACUGUGGGCACUAUAAACAUUGUGGCGUUAGCAAAACAGAUGCCUCUACUCGAAUCAUUCAUUCACGUUUCAACCGCUUUUUCUCAAUGCGGCGAAUUGAUAUUGGAAGAACGCGCUUAUCAAACUAAUGUUUCAGCAGAAGUUGUUAUUAAUAUGGUUAAUACGCUAACAGAUCAAGCAUUAGACGAAAUGAGACCACAACUGUUAGGUGAUCAACCUAACACGUACGCCUAUACCAAGGCACUCGGCGAAGAUUUCUUGUCGAAAUGUGGACUGCCCGUAGGAAUUUUACGUCCGUCGAUAGUGGCAGCGUCUUGGAAGGAACCAGCACCCGGUUGGGUAGACAAUAUGAACGGUCCAACUGGAUUAAUGAUCGGUGCGGGUAAAGGAGUUAUACGAUCCAUGCUUUGCAACGCGAAUUAUUUGAUGAAUGUAAUACCUUGCGAUAUGGCCAUAAAUGCGACAAUCGCUCUGGCUUGGCAAGUCGGAUUGGAAAAGUCUACUAAGCCAAUAUUCCUAAAUGCCACAGCUAACCAGGAAAAUUCAAUUUCUUGGGGCGAUGCUGUAGAAAUAGGAAGAAAACACAUAUACGAAAAUCCGUUCUCGCAACCAUUAUGGUAUCCCGGUGGAAGAGUGACAUCCUCAAAAAUUUUACAUUGGUUUGCCGUUCUAUGGCUGCAUACUAUGCCCGCAUAUCUAUUAGAUACCUUACUUAUUAUUACCGGGAAUAAACCUUUCAUGAUACGAGUACAAAAUAAAGUGAACACUGGAUUGGAACUGCUUCAAUAUUAUACUAUGAAAGAGUGGAAUUUUUGCCACGACAAUUUGCGCGAUUUGCAGCAUCGACUGUGUCCUUCGGACAGAGAAACAUUUUUCAUGGAUACAAAGCUUAUCUCUUGGAACGAAUAUUUGUUGACAUAUAUCUUAGGCAUAAGACAAUAUUUUUUGAAGGACGAUCCUUCGACGUUACCUCGUGCAAGACGGGUCUUUAAGUUUCUUUAUUUUGCCGACUGUUUGCUCAAAAUAGUGCUCGGAGUUUUCGUUGCUUGGAUAAUGUAUACCUGGAUCAUUUCCGCUAAGCCUAUUAUAGCAACGUUAAUCGAGACGAAUGACUGAAUACAUAAAGUAUGAAACUUACUUAUGUCCAAUAGCUAUAUAGUUAUUAUAUAAAUAUACAUGUAUGUGUACUAUAUGAAAAUCAGAAUAAAAUUGUAGAGAUAAAUGUAGAGGUAAACAUUUAUAAAGGUUUCUGAAAUAAACGUUUUAUUUAUAUGCAAAAGGAAAAUUUUAUUGAAUUAAAUCAGUUCUGAUUUUCACACAGUGACGCGAAUAACUUUACCCCAUUUGUAUUUCGGAAACAAAAAUCUGUAUUUAUAUAAAUUAUUUUUUUUAUUUUAGGCCUUAUAUGCAUCUGAGAUUUAA